AUGGAAGUCGAGAUGUCGGCCUCCAGCGACAGCCUUCCGGCUGGGUAUGAAUACAAGACUGAAAGGUUCCCAAAAAACGCCGACCCGCUCAGAGAAGGUAUCAAGAAGUAUGAUCGCGUACACCCGUGCUGUAUGAUCCAAGCUAAUUCUGUCAGACUGUGGCGCUCUAACGACUUGUCCGACCUCACUGUUCGAUGCGGAGGCCGUGAGUGGUCAGUUCACCGAUUCGUGCUGUGUACUCAGUCAAAGUACUUCGAGCGUGCUGUUGAAGGCGGUUUCAAGGAGUCUACAGAGAAACUCAUCGAGCUCCAAGAAGAUGACCCGAAGAUCGUCGGCCUUAUGCUCUCUUGGUUCUACAACCGUUACUACCCUGCCGACUCCGCACAAUCCGACACCACGCCUGACGACUACCUCUCCGAAGCCCAAGUUCAUGCCCGAGUCUUCGCGCUCGGGGAGAAGCACCUACUGUAUGGCCUGAUGGACAAAGCUGUCGACGGUUUUCGAGUGGAGAUAAACGAGUGGUGGAUCACUAUCGGAGUGGCGAAAGGUAUUGUGGAAGUGUACAACAUGACUUCAGAGGCGAGCAACAACCUGCGCGAGCUCGCCGUCAAAAUGGUUUGUACGCACAGAAGGGAUGUCAUGAAUCUGGACAGCGAGUAG
Molecule: messenger RNA, 660 nt
Organism: Saxophila tyrrhenica
Lineage: Eukaryota; Fungi; Ascomycota; Dothideomycetes; Mycosphaerellales; Extremaceae
Exons: 2
Coding region: 1-660 (219 amino acids)
Molecular function (GO): protein binding
Source: RefSeq, a predicted model, not a curated record